This is a messenger RNA of Vicia faba (fava bean), 1155 nucleotides long. The record is from the annotation of a GenBank genome assembly. Lineage: Eukaryota; Viridiplantae; Streptophyta; Magnoliopsida; Fabales; Fabaceae.
AUGAUUCAAAGAACUCUCAACUUUCAAAGUUUAAGAAAAUUUCUUCUUCAACCUGGUUAUUAUCUCUCUUCUUCCAAGAUAGGAGCUUACAAUGGGUACACAUCUCAACCCUCACCUCUUCCAAUUCCAAGUGAUGAAGAAGAGUAUGCUAAUGUGGAUUGGGACAGUCUUGGAUUUGGAUUAAUGCCAACUGAUUUUAUGUAUGUAACAAAAUGUGAUGCGGGCCAAAGUUUUGGAGAUGGGCAGAUGAAUCGGUAUGGGAACAUUGAACUUAGUCCAUCAGCAGGGGUCCUAAAUUAUGGCCAGGGAUUAUUCGAAGGCACGAAAGCAUACAGAAAAGAAAAUGGGAAGCUGCUGCUCUUCCGGCCAGAAGAAAAUGCAAUUCGCAUGAAGAUUGGUGCUGAAAGAAUGUGCAUGAUACCUCCUUCCAUUGAUCAAUUUGUUGAUGCUCUGAAACGAACCGUUGUCGCAAAUAAGCGUUGGGUUCCUCCACCGGGCAAAGGAUCGUUGUACCUUAGGCCAUUGCUCAUAGGAAGUGGUCCGGUUCUUGGUUUGGCUCCUGCACCUGAAUACACAUUCCUCAUAUAUGCUUCCCCGGUUCGCAACUAUUUCAAGGAAGGUUCGGCUCCGCUCAACUUGUACGUAGAAGAGGAUUUCGACCGUGCCUCUCGUCGUGGCACCGGAAGCGUUAAAACCAUUUCCAACUAUGCACCUGUCUUGAUGGCACAAAAUAGAGCCAAGAGCCGAGGAUUUUCGGAUGUGUUAUACCUCGAUUCAGACAGAAAGAAAAACCUGGAGGAGGUCUCUUCUUGUAACAUUUUUAUCGCCAAGGGAAAAAGGAUUUCAACACCUGCUAUCAAUGGAACCAUACUGUCAGGAAUCACUAGAAAAAGUGUCAUCGAAAUCGCUACUGAUUUGGGUUAUCAGGUGGAAGAGCGCGUUGUUGCGGUCGAAGAAUUGACGGAGGCCGAUGAAGUUUUCUGUACAGGAACUGCUGUUGGUGUUGCUCCUGUAGGGAGUAUCACAUACAGGAAUACAAGGGUGGACUAUAAAACAGGUUCUGGUUCCAUUUGUGAAGAGCUGUGCAAAACAAUUUUAGGAAUACAAACUGGUAGUAUUGAAGAUAAGAAGGGAUGGAUUGUUGAAUUUGAUUAA